This is a messenger RNA of Eruca vesicaria subsp. sativa (arugula), 315 nucleotides long. The record is from the annotation of a GenBank genome assembly. Lineage: Eukaryota; Viridiplantae; Streptophyta; Magnoliopsida; Brassicales; Brassicaceae.
AUGGUCAUUGCUAGUGUCAGUAUCAUUUUGACAAUGCUAGGGAGUUUCGGUAAGAGGAGGAACAAGAGUCACACUCUGUGUGUGAGAUGUGGUCGUCGUAGCUUUCACAUCCAGAAGAGUCGCUGCUCCGCCUGCGCUUACCCUGCCGCUCGCAAGAGGACCUACAACUGGAGUGUGAAGGCGAUCAGGAGGAAGACAACUGGUACCGGUAGGAUGAGAUAUCUCAAAAAUGUUCCUCGCCGGUUCAAGACUGGUUUCAGAGAAGGUACUGAAGCGAAGCCUAGGAACAAGUCCGCAGCAGCUUCAUCAGCCUAA